UGAGGGACAUGGCGCAAAGCGUGGCGAACGCAUUCCCUGUGCAGAGACCUGGGACGGCGGAAGAUGGGGAGGCGGGGGACAUUGGGGAAGGUAUCUACUACCAAGAAGAAGAGCUUCUCGUCCUGUCGCCUGAGUGGGCGCGUCACUUUCGAGAACGUUUUCGAGCCCGCAAGGCAGGGGCGAAACGGGGUGAGCAGGGGGGUUAG
This is a messenger RNA of Nannochloropsis gaditana CCMP526, 206 nucleotides long. RefSeq lists its product as uncharacterized. Bases 9 to 206 code for a protein of 65 amino acids. The record is from RefSeq and is a predicted model, not a curated record. The transcript has 2 exons.